Molecule: messenger RNA, 1050 nt
Organism: Sabethes cyaneus
Lineage: Eukaryota; Metazoa; Arthropoda; Insecta; Diptera; Culicidae
Exons: 1
Coding region: 1-1050 (349 amino acids)
Source: RefSeq, a predicted model, not a curated record
AUGGACACAAGACAUAUGAACCAGAUGCUGAACAGCUCUGUUAUGGCCAAUUCCCAUUCUGCAACUUCGAGUUUUCACCAGCGAUUGCCGAAGAUUGACCUGCCGUGGUUCAAUGGUGAUUUUUCACGUUGGUUAUCAUUCAGGGAUACCUUUGUGUCAAUGGUACAUUCGAACGCUGAUAUUCCAACGGUCGCCAAGCUGCAAUACCUGAUGCAAUCGCUGGAGGGGGAGGCGAGAAAACCAUUUGAGUCGGUGGACAUAGAAGCCGACAACUAUGCGUCAACGUGGGAUGCACUUCUGAAGAGGUACCACAAUCGUCGUUUUCUCAAGCGUCAAUUGUUGAAGAGGCUCUACGAUUUGCCAGCAGUGAAACAGGAAUCUGCUACGCGAUUGCACAGUCUGAUCGACGACUUUCAACGCCAUGUGCGGGCAUUGGCGAAAUUGGGUGAAGCUGUGCAACAUUGGGAUACACCGCUGGUGAAUAUGCUGUCGUAUAAGCUGGAUCCGUCCACAUUACGAAGUUGGGAAGAGAAAACGAGCAACAAGGAUGACAUGACACACCAGGAGCUGGCCGAAUUCCUCUAUCAACGUGUGCGCGUUUUAAAUUCUGUCGGACCUGGGGUUCAACAACCGGUACAUACGAAGGUGACCGGUCAGAAUUGGAAAGAUUCGAAGGUGAAGUUCGCAGCAAACACUGCUGCAAUGUCCAACCAAUCUCCGUCAUGUCUACUAUCGUGCUCAGACAAUCAUUAUUUACACAACUGUCCAGUGUUUCUAGCGAAGACCGUGCACCAGCGCCGACAGCUGGCCUCGCAGAAACGAUUAUGCUGGAAUUGUCUAUGCUUUGGUCACCAAGCUAGAAAGUGUGGAUCGAAGUACAAGUUUCGUACGUGUCACGACAAACAUCAUACGCUGCUGCAACGAAGCUCGAGUUUCUCAUUUUGGGGCAACCAUCCGCAGAGCUGCCAACCAUGCCGAUUGACAUAUCGGCUUGGAAUCUUCCGCAAGUCACGCUUGCAGAUCCAUGUUUCCACGUCCCAGGAAGGAUAG